AUGUCAUCUCUGACCAUCGGCUACAUCUCUGGCAUCAUUGCCGCGGCGGUCUUCUUGCUUCAGUUCCUGAUUCCCAAUGCGAUGAUCGUUGUUCUGGUCGGCCUUCUCCAGAAUGAACACAGCACAGUCACUUGGUCAGUGGUGGAGCGUAAUCUCUUGAGUUCCAUGUGGCCACUCUUCCUCCGCACAGACUCGGCUGCCGGCACAGGAGUCGACCGUCGAAUCAGGCUGCUGACCUGGAUUCGGCCACUUGCUCUGGGCGUGGUGACCGUGGCGGCCGUGGUGACUCCCCUGGGACUCCACGACGAGAUAGUGCCUUCAAAAACACCGCAACCCGUCGCAUUCGUGUACAUGCAAGACCCGGGUCCAAUGGGCUACGGGACACCGCCGCGCAGUGAUCUUGGAUUCACACGCACGUGCGGGGCCUUGUUGCCCGUGCAGUGUCCUGGGACCACGGUCGCCAUCUCAUACGCCGGCAACGACACUUACAUGGAAGCGAACAUCACCAAUGACGACUACGACAUGCGUAUCCCACACGUGCUGGCCGAACUGUACCAAAGCGGUCUUUUGCAACAUCCACAGCCGGUGUCGAGUUUCUUCGAUAUCCAAUCCCGUCAGUAUUCGUUUCAGACACAGCAAGGGACUCUGGGCGGGAAAUACAUUGUCGACGCCUUUCGAUAUCUGAUGAACAUGGUUUUGAAUGCCGCUGUAGAGCCCGUCGAAGGGCUGGUGGUUGAUACUGUCACAGGGGGCAUCGCCUUCCGCAAUCAUACCGUCCCAGUGGGCGACGUGGCGCUCGGCGCGGAAUGGACGGAGGAUCUCCUCUGGGUCGAGCCCGAGACGGCGUGCGUUGAUACCAAUGUCUCGAUCGAGUUCCGCAUUCCCUACCAGGGUCUGUAUAGCAAAGAGCUGGCGAACAUCUCUCUGGUUGAUAACGGCGGCUUUGCCAACGUGGUCACGGAAUAUCCGCUCGUCGAUGUGACCAAUGCGCAAAUGGAGCCGAAUCUUCAAGGCCGAGCAUACAAGGCCGCCUGGAUGGUCAAUGCUUACACCAUGCUGGUCAUGAACAUCACCCGGCCCAGUCCAAAUGCUUUUGGAUACCUCAAUUCCAAGAUAGGGGACAGAUACCCGGUCACCACAAACCAAGUGUCAAGCGCGCAGCUGAACGGCAUCCACAUCACCAGCUUGUGGUCGUCGUUGCUGGAUCCUGACGCAUACCUGUCCAAUUACACACUGGCAGAUACCCCCGGGGCAAACUACUCCAAUCCGUUUGGCAUCACGUCGGCCAACUACAGCGACAUCUCAUUGAUCUGUGCCGGUGCAGGAGGCAAGGAUCUCGCCAACCUCACCAACAUCCACGUCGCGUGCGGCAUGAUCUUUGGAGCUGCGCGGCGCAAGGAUGGGUCCAAGAGCCUCGUCUUUGAACCUGAGACCUGGUGGACGCAGUCGGUGUACAGUUGUGCCUCUGCGAUGAAGGCGAGUAUCAAAGAAGUCCGGUUCCGGUACAACGCCACUGGCUUGACGGGAAAUACUCUGAAAGCGCUGACAGUGGUCAACGUAACCGACAAGCCGUACUCAGACAACAAAUCCAUGCCGCUCUGGGGUGUGGAAUCGCCAGACAUGGAACUGGCUGAUGUACCCCAACUCUGGGGGCUUAUCUCGCCAGAGCUUGAGAGUUCGGUCAAUCUUUCCACGAUUCGAGCACCUCAUCUAUAUCUGCCUGGUUACGGAGGGUUGCUGUCGGGCAGUAGCCCCGGUCAAGAAAAUUUGCCUGCAGCAGAUGGUUUGACUGAUGUCCUGGCCGGCGUGUAUCAAGACACAUUGGGCGCCGGUGACAUGGCGGACUAUACAGGUACAACAAACAUGGCCAUGUACGCGACGUGGAGAGAUCUGGCCAGUUCGGCUGCGACGAUGAAGAAAAUUCCAAAUCUGAUAUGGACCGAUCUUGCGGCAAACAUGCUGAUAGGCACGCGAAGCUGGACUUCCGGCUCUGCAUUGCCAGCCAACCUUCAGAAGCGUGCCGACACUGCAAAUGGCUCUGACGGCAAUUCCGCGGUCGUCCCUGUGACAGUGUAUCAGCGGCAGAUACGAUACCAUUGGCUCUUUGCGAUCCCGGCAUUCCUCGCCCUGUUUCUGUUUCUUGUCGUCUUGAUGGCGGCUCUGGUCUCUGUCCUUUCUGGGAGAGGACUGCCAGCACGAGUGCAACACUACCUCUAUCAUUUGUCAUCGGGACGACUGCUCGGGUCAAUCCAAUAUCCAGAUGAAGGUGACAGUUUAGCUCCGACUAAGGAAUGGAUUGCACGUGUCGGCAGGAGACCUAGUGGUUUGCACGAAGGCCCUCGAGAUCGUGAUGCAGGGCUCCGAAUCUCACCUUUGCUUGGUCAACAAGACCAAAUGGUAAGGCCUGAGAAGCCUGGGGGCAUUGUAGACACCGGCGAGCUGCAACCGGACGCUGUCGAUGAGACAGAAGGCCAUGUGCAGGGGAGCGGGUAUGAGAGACUGCCCAAUGUGGACGAACGACAACGGUGA
Molecule: messenger RNA, 2529 nt
Organism: Capronia coronata CBS 617.96
Lineage: Eukaryota; Fungi; Ascomycota; Eurotiomycetes; Chaetothyriales; Herpotrichiellaceae
Exons: 2
Coding region: 1-2529 (842 amino acids)
Source: RefSeq, a predicted model, not a curated record